GCGGCGGCGUCACGAGCGGUGCCGGGGCUCAACGGGCGCUCGCCCCAUCGGGGCCGGGGCCGGCGGGAGUGGGGUGACGGCCAUGGCCACUGAGCACCUCUGUUGCUGAUCUCCUGUGCAGAUGUCGACCUACAAGCGGGCAACGCUGGAUGAUGAGGACCCCCUGGAGUCUCUUGGUGACAGUGAUGGAUACCCCAAUGGCUUUCAGGUGAACUUCCGCGGCUCGCGCGGCAGCCGGGGCUGCUGGGCCGAGCGCACGCGUGCCGAGAAGCAGCUGCUGGUGCUGCUGGGGGUGCUGGCCGUGCUGCUCGUGGCCUGUCUGCUGGGACUCAUCUUCCAGUACAGAGCCAGGCCACCUGCCAUGUGCCUGUCAGAAGCCUGCAUCUCCAUCACCAGCUCCAUCCUCAGCUCGCUGGACCGCACGGUGAAUCCCUGUGAGGAUUUCUUCAGCUACGCCUGCGGGGGCUGGAUCAAGGCCAACCCCCUCCCCGAUGGUCACUCACGCUGGGGCACCUUCAACAACCUCUGGGAGCACAACCAGGCCAUCAUGAAGCACCUGCUGGAAAACACCACGGCCAAUGUGUCCAGCGAGGCAGAGCGCAAGGCACAGCGCUAUUACCAGGCCUGCAUGAAUGAGAGCAAGAUCGAGGAGUUGCGUGCCACCCCGCUCAUGGAACUCAUCCAAAAGCUGGGUGGCUGGAACAUCACAGGUACCUGUGCUGGUGACAAUUUCAACGAGAUGCUGCGGGAGGUGACGGCGCACUAUCGCACCUCGCCCUUCUUUUCCGUCUACGUCAGCGCCGACUCCAAGAACUCCAACAGCAACGUCAUCCAGGUGGAUCAGUCAGGGCUGGGCCUGCCAUCACGGGAUUACUACCUGAACAAGACUGAGAACGAGAAGGUGCUCGCCGGGUACCUGAACUACAUGGUGCAGCUGGGGAUGUUCCUGGGAGGCACCGAUGAGGAGUCAACACGGCAGCAGAUGCAGCAGAUCCUGGAUUUUGAGACGGCCUUGGCCAACAUCACCAUCCCGCAGGAGAAGCACCGGGAUGAGGAGGUCAUCUACCAUAAAAUGACGGCAGGAGAACUAAAGGAGCUGGCACCAGCUGUGGAUUGGAUGCCCUUCCUCUCCACGGUCUUCUACCCUGUGGAGCUCAACGAGUCAGAGCCCGUUGUGGUCUAUGCCAAGGAGUACCUGGAGCAGGUCUCUGACCUCAUCCUGGCCACGGAUAAGUGUCUCCUCAACAACUACAUGAUCUGGAACCUGGUGAGGAAAACCAGCCCUCUCCUUGACCAGCGCUUCCGGGACGCCGAGGAAAAAUUCAUGGAAGUGAUGUAUGGGACGAAGAAGAGCUGCCUGCCACGCUGGAAGUUUUGCAUCAGUGACACGGACAACAACCUGGGCUUCGCUCUGGGGGCCAUGUUUGUCAAGGCCACCUUUGCUGAGGACAGCAAGCAGGUGGCGGAGGAAAUGAUCGCGGAGAUUAAAACUGCCUUCGAGGAAAGCCUGGAGACCCUGCAGUGGAUGGAUGAGGAGACAAGGAAAUCAGCCAAAGAGAAGGCAGAUGCCAUCUACAACAUGAUUGGCUAUCCCAAAUUCAUCAUGGACCCCAAGGAGCUGGAUAAAGUGUUUAAUGACUACGAGGCCGUGUCCGACCUCUAUUUUGAGAAUGUCAUGCAGUUUUACAACUUCUCAGCCAGGGUCACGGCUGACCAGCUCCGGAAACCGCCAAACCGGGACCAGUGGAGCAUGACACCUCCGACGGUCAAUGCAUAUUACUCUCCCACCAAGAAUGAGAUUGUCUUCCCUGCUGGCAUCCUCCAGGCCCCCUUUUACACCCGUGCGUCCCCCAAGUCCCUGAACUUUGGUGGGAUUGGCGUGGUGGUGGGCCAUGAGUUGACACAUGCCUUCGAUGACCAAGGCCGGGAAUAUGACAAAGAUGGCAACCUGCGUCCCUGGUGGAAGAAUUCCUCCGUGGAGGCCUUCAAGCAUCAGACAGCGUGCAUGGUGGAGCAGUAUGGCAACUACACUGUCAACGGUGAGGCGGUCAAUGGCAAGCACACCCUCGGAGAGAACAUCGCCGACAACGGGGGCCUCAAGGCUGCCUACCGGGCAUAUCAGAACUGGCUGAAAAAGAAUGGAGAUGAAGAAACACUCCCAACUCUCGGCCUCACCAACUACCAGCUCUUCUUCGUUGGCUUUGCACAGGUGUGGUGCUCAGUUCGCACCCCCGAGAGCUCGCACGAGGGGCUCAUCACCGACCCCCACAGCCCCUCGCGCUUCCGCGUCAUCGGCACCGUCUCCAACUCGCGGGAGUUCGCCGAGCACUUCAGCUGCCCCCCGGGCUCCCCCAUGAACCCCCUCAAGAAGUGUGAAGUCUGGUGAUGGGCGAGUGCCCCAGGGAGCCGGUGGCUGGUUGCUUUGUCCUCUGCCAACAGCUGGGCUUCCCCCGUCCUUUGAGGCUCAAACCACUUCUCCAUGCCACGGAGAGCCCGACUCUUCAGCCGGAGCAGUGUCUGUGCCCCGGCUUUGUCCGAGGUUCAACCCACUGUGAAAACUCCUCAUCCCCUGCUUGUUGGUGACAUGACUUCGGUUUGGGGGUCUCUUCUUUGCCACCAUGACCGGGCCAAGUGCCG
This is a messenger RNA of Melospiza georgiana, 2637 nucleotides long. It is a transcript of the gene ECE1, whose product is annotated as endothelin converting enzyme 1. Gene Ontology annotation, cellular component: plasma membrane. The record is from RefSeq and is a predicted model, not a curated record. Gene Ontology annotation, biological process: peptide hormone processing. NCBI's taxonomy places the organism in Eukaryota, Metazoa, Chordata, Aves, Passeriformes, Passerellidae. The coding region runs from base 122 to 2386 and encodes 754 amino acids. Gene Ontology annotation, molecular function: metalloendopeptidase activity. The transcript is spliced from 18 exons.